Molecule: messenger RNA, 3568 nt
Organism: Mixia osmundae IAM 14324
Lineage: Eukaryota; Fungi; Basidiomycota; Mixiomycetes; Mixiales; Mixiaceae
Exons: 4
Coding region: 170-3145 (991 amino acids)
Biological process (GO): SCF-dependent proteasomal ubiquitin-dependent protein catabolic process
Cellular component (GO): SCF ubiquitin ligase complex
Molecular function (GO): protein binding
Source: RefSeq, a predicted model, not a curated record
GCAUCGUCAUCAUCGACCGGACAGGCUUGGCUGCAGGUAUAGUACGUACCCACUUGCCUUCGAAAGUCAUACGCCAGCUCGAGAGAUAGACUGGCUCUGAACUGGCAGACAGCAGAUCGUCAGCAAAGAGCAAGCGUGGACAGCAGCAGACGCCUGCUUGCCCGCCGGCAUGCUCGAACAUUUCGACACCCAAUCAGAUGGCGUGCCCACUGGCAACCUUAUCAGGGCUGACAGUGCCUCUAGUGCCACGAUGAGUCUACCAAAAGGUAAGGCGAGAGCAGUGGCACCCACCAUCAGUCCUACCUAUGGCCUCGGCAUGUCCUGCGAGGCCUCGAGUCAUACAUCGCCCGCAUGGCUCUGGCCAGAGAAUCAGAUUUCCCACGGCAUCCCCACCGCCAGAGACCGCUCCUACACGCUCUCGUCAGUUACUUCGACCAGCAUAUCGUCCGACAGUCCCUCAAACGGCGACCUGCCGGGCGCUUCACCCCUUUUUGAUUCGUCCUGGCGCGAGCGCCAGACGAGCAUCGACACGGCCGCUUCCAGUUUCGUCAGUACGCCUGCUUCGUCCUACACCUCUCCAUCAUCAGGCAUGUCCGAUAAGGUCUGGGGCAAACAGCGCCGGCGAACGCUGUCUGGUCUUUCGACAAUGAUGACUAUGCUCGAUGCACUCGACGCCCUGGAGGAGCAUCCCGCUGCUUCGCCGGCUGUCACGCAAUCAUCGUCUGACCUCCCUCUGGACUUUGCUCGCCGGUCGAUCGAGCAGAGCCAGUCAGAGGGCUCGAGUGGAUUGCAACAGCUCAGGGCAAGCUUAGAGGAGUUCGAGACAUCGCCUCUCUCGGCAGACCAGCCCGCGGACCCAUUCUCGCAUGCCCGUGCCAAUCUGUCGCAAGAAAGUGUGACAAGCCGACGCUCGAAGACCUCCUUGGCCCACAAAGUAUUGAAAAAGAUCAAAUCAAAGUCUCUGCGAUCGUCGAGCAAGAGCGCGAGCACCGGUCUCUCUUUACCGCCACGUCCGGGCUCGUCCUCGUCAUCCGCAUCAUCCAUGGCAUCGGUGCCCAUAUCACGCUUCGAUCUCGUCAUCUCUUCAGCACAUUCGUCUACCCUCAGUCUGGACAGCAGCGACGUGCCGGUGCAGCGCCGCAGACUUGACCGCGCGCUCAACUGGCCAGGCAUCGCUGGCUCGACACGCAGCAAUUCCGUGGCGAGCAGAACGCAGUCGACCUCAAGUCCCGAGCCAAGCACGCGCACGACCACUGCUACAGCGGACUCGUACGAGCGCAUCAAGCGGCCGGCCUUCCAGCGAGCACUUACCUCGGUUCGCUUCUCGUCCCAUGCUAGCAGGGUUUCGUCCCCCUUGGCUAGUCCGUCGCUGUCCCGCAGGCAGUCACGCUCCAAUUCACCCUCGCCCAGUCGCCAGAUUGACAAUGCUACUCGUCACAUAGCCCAGUCAGGACGGAGCAGGAGCGCCUCGUCACCCGUCCUUAGCACCUACGCGCGCACACACAUCCAGGCGCCAAACCCGAAUCUGUUCGAUCUGCUCCUGCCUCGUGAGAUCAAGCUACUCAUCUUCGGUUCACUCGUGGCCACAGUUGCCGACGAGAGACACCUGCCGCGUAAGCAUCGUUGGCACGGCCAUGCAGGAGCAAUGCGACAGCUCGUCUUGCUCUCACGGGUAUCACGAUCGUGGAUGGACAUCGCUUUUGACGGACAGCUCUGGCAAUCGCUCGAUUUUGCCAGCAUUGGCAGCGAGAACAUCAAUGAGCAAGGCGUCGUACGUAUAGCAGCCCACUGCGGCUCUUUUGCGCGUUCUGCGGACUUAUCUGGAUUUGCCAAUCUGUCUGCGCAUGCGAUGCGGCAGAUCUGCGAUGCCUGUCUGACCACGAGUCCGUCGGGUCUCGUACAGAACCAGCUCACAUCGAUCAAUCUAACCGGAUGUCACACGAUCAGCACCCUCUGCCUGCAUUAUCUGCUAGCUCGCUCGCCCGAGCUCGACACGCUCAAAAUGCCUGGUCUGGCUUCUGUCGUCAACUCGACGCUUGAGAUUCUGGCCGGUACGGUGAGAGCGCUCAGGCACCUUGACGUGGGUAGAUGUCCCAACCUUGAGGCAUCUGCGUUACUUAGACUUGCACGACCCGAGCUCAGCGCACCUUUGACCGUCCUCAAGGCAUCUCGCCUGCGGCUGAUGAAUGAUCACGUAUUUGGUCGCCUAUCGAGUCUUUUCCCACUGCUGGAGGUUCUGGAUGUCAGCCGGUCGCGAGCAUUGACCGAUAGUGGCAUCGCUGCCUUCGUCAAAGCAGAUGAUGAUUCGCCCUUUGACAAAGCGCAAGUGACGGCUAAGCUUCUUGGAAGACAGAAUCUGGCGACUAUGGGUUGGCGCAGACGGACAGCAUUGCGCUCGCUCUCGCUGUCACACUGCUCCUCGCUGACGGCCGUCUCGCUCGCUCAUCUCAUUCUUGCUGUGCCUGAGCUGCAGAUUCUCGAGCUAGCCGGCUUGCACCGAGCAAUCACCGACGAUGCUUUGAUCCCUCUUCUCUCGACCCUUCCGCAACUACGCAAGUUGGAUCUCGAGGACGCGGCGGAGAUCAGUCCGGCUGUCUUGCACGCCUUGACGCCAUCGACGAAAAUGCGGACCCGAGAGGGUGCAGGUCGAUUGCUCGAGCAUCUCGUGCUGUCGUCCGCCGUCAACAUGAGCGAUGAAGCCACGUUGAACCUCAUCAGCCGAUGCCUACACCUCAGAAUCAUCGAGCUUGACAACUGUCCGGGCAUCAGUGACGUGUCGCUACGCAAAUUCGUCGAGACGAUGAGAGCUCGUGGGACGCGAGCCAGCGAGAUCAAUGUCACUGACUGCCGCGCGAUCACCCGCGACGCAUUGCCGCCAGCCAUGCUGGGCUCGGUGAGACCGAGACGAGGUCAAGCAGAUUCAUGGCGCUACGAUGCGCUCCAUUAUGGCGAGCCUGCUGCAAGUCUCACAGAUGAGCUUGACGACAGGAGGGUUAUCGUUCAUUCGUUCUGGCAAUGGGCGAUGCUCGACGACAGACAACGCGACAGAGACGAGACAGAUCGUGCGCAGGAACCUCGUCAGCGUUGGUCAGCGCGGCUGAGAUCGCCGUCAGAGUCUAGUGACUCGAUGUGCGCGGUCAUGUAGAUUGCACUGCAUAAUGCUGUUGUCUGGCAACAAUUUCGAGCAUUAUAGACUUUGCUCCCCCAAUCUGCUCUUCAUCGCAUGCUCCAACAAUCUCCGCGUCGCUUCCAGGCUGAUGAUAUGUUCGUUCGUGGACUUCUAGCCGGCACGCACUAAGAGCGUCGCGAAAGGUUUGCAGUGUUUGUGGGUUGCGCACAGUUGAAGCAAUGAGCGCCUGGCCUGACUCAACACUGGAGAGACUGAGUAGCUGAUGGAUACACUUGGCCAGCGGUCGACAAAGCGCGGGGUCAUAUACGAUGUCAGCGCCUAGUAUGAGGAGUCGCUUUGGCGCGUUCGGCAGUAUCCGUGGCAGCUCCGGUUGGCACCAGUCCAGCUUCUGAAUGCACACAUUCGAUGCGACGUCAUCUAACCAUCCCGAUCAGCGAG